This is a messenger RNA of Penaeus monodon (black tiger shrimp), 1272 nucleotides long. Its product is annotated as glutamate receptor 4-like. Gene Ontology annotation, cellular component: membrane. The record is from RefSeq and is a predicted model, not a curated record. Bases 1 to 1272 code for a protein of 423 amino acids. Gene Ontology annotation, molecular function: glutamate-gated receptor activity. The transcript has 10 exons. Lineage: Eukaryota; Metazoa; Arthropoda; Malacostraca; Decapoda; Penaeidae.
AUGCGAGGUCCGAGUGUUCUUAACGCCAAAAGCCUGAGUCCACAAUGGGAACGAUGGUGGCAGCUCAACUACGUCAAAUUCCUCAAGAAUCAGAAGACCGCCUUCUUGGCCUCUUCUUCGCUGACUGACCUUGUGGGUCGAGGGAUCUCCGGGGACUUCUCUGAGGUCGUUGUGGCGCUUCUUCUCACCGACCGCGACUUUCAAGCACUGGAUGAGACGAUGAAAAGGAUCGAUCAAAGGCGUUAUCACUGGCUCCUGUUGUGCUCCUUCCCUUGCCUCUCCAAGAUAAAGGUGGUCUACCUUCCUCUUGACAACCAGGCAGUCGUAGCAGUUCUGUCUUCCGUGAGCUCUAACGCCGAAGUCGGCUUGUGGGACGUAUACCAGCCGGCGUGGCACCUUCCUCAGCGAGCGUCCCUUGUGGGUCGCUGGACGCCCCGCCGCGGCUCAGAAAUCGCCAGCGAGGCGCCAGGCCCCUUCAGGGAGCCCUGGGCGAGGAGAACCAACCUCUCGGGUCUCGUGGUCAGAUGCUACACCAUGGAGUCGCCUCCGACCACAUAUCUCUGGGACAAUGCCGAUGGGAGCGUCAACAUCACAGGAAUCUACGGUGAACUCUGGGACGCUUUAAAAGAGACACUCAGCUUCACUGGCCGGUGCGAGCGGUCUCCCGACGGGACGUGGGGCACCUUCCGCGACGGCGCUUGGACGGGGAUGCUCGGGCAGCUGCUCAAGGGGGAGGGCGACGUGGCCUUGGCGCCCUUGGACAGGACGUAUCCGAGGUCGCAGGUCGUCUCCUUUGUGUUUGACCUCUCGAGAGAAUGGUAUGUCCUUGUCAUCCGACGACCUGUGGGAUCGAGUAGCGUAUGGGACAACUACCUCAGGGAAUUCACGCCCUCGGCAUGGGCAGCGGUGGGCGGGUUCCUGCUCGUGACGUCACUCUGUCUGGUGGGCGUGACGAGAUUCUCUCCGGGGAAAAAACGCCCCUUUUCCCUUAGCCCCCCCCCGAAAGAUUCCAUAACAAAAGCAAAUCAGCGUAUUCAAAAAUGGUCCGGUUACAAUUCUACCGACUUUUCCCCAUUGACUCUCACGGUGAACAAGCUCACUUUGCCCUUCGAGAACCUGCAAGAGCUCUACGAGAGGAGAACUUUCUCCUUUGGCUUCAGCGGCGGUGGAGCUCUCGACAAUUUCUUUAAGCUGAUCCUCCCGCGGCCGGAGAACCUCAAGCCCUCAUGGCUAGGACUGCAGCAGGUAUUAGAGGAGCGCCACGCCUACUAA